AAAUGACUGCACAUUAUGUUUAAUCCUGCUCUCUACAUCUGCCUAACCCUUUUUUAUUGUGCUCUGUCUUUACAGUUGUAUUGGUUCACUGUGGAGUUUGGCCUCUGCAAGCAGAACGGAACAGUGAAAGCUUACGGCGCCGGACUCCUGUCAUCUUAUGGAGAGCUUGUUUACGCUCUGUCUAAUGAGCCGGAGUACAAGCCGUUUAACCCGGAGGAGACAGCAGUGCAGCCGUACCAGGACCAAACAUACCAGCCUGUUUACUUUGUGUCUGAAAGCUUUGAGGAUGCAAAGACUAAGAUGAGGAGAUACUCUGCAACCAUCAAGCGCCCCUUUGCAGUUCGCUACGACCCCUUUACCUGCAGCGUGGAGGUUCUGGAUCAGCCCGGCAAGAUCCAAAACGCUCUGAGCCAGAUGAGAGAAGAACUGAAGACCCUUCACAGCGCCUUGGAGACAUUCAGCUCAUCUUAGGACCGGGAACAGAUUUUCUGCAGAGAGAGAAAAGGAUGAACAUUUCAACAUUGUAUAAGAGAUCUACUAAUACGAACACAAAGGCAAUCAAAAUGUAGUCAGGUUUGUGAGGUUCCACAUGGCUAAUUGUUUGCAUGUAUAAUUUAUGUAAAAAGAAAUACAUGUUUAUUUUCAUGAGUCUCAAAACAUUUCAGAGAAAAGUAUUAAGAUACUUUA
Perca fluviatilis (European perch) is the source of this 687-nucleotide messenger RNA. Its product is annotated as tyrosine 3-monooxygenase-like. Gene Ontology annotation, molecular function: tyrosine 3-monooxygenase activity; iron ion binding. Gene Ontology annotation, cellular component: perikaryon; cytoplasm; axon. The coding region runs from base 16 to 471 and encodes 151 amino acids. The transcript is spliced from 3 exons. The record is from RefSeq and is a predicted model, not a curated record. Gene Ontology annotation, biological process: dopamine biosynthetic process from tyrosine. Lineage: Eukaryota; Metazoa; Chordata; Actinopteri; Perciformes; Percidae.